CUCCAUUACGGCGUUUGCGAGUCUGGAAACAGAAAUCAUCCUUUCAUGAGGCCACAUGCUCGAUAUGACAAAGUGACGCGUGUUUCAGAUUCAGGCGAAGCCUAAACUUUACACAUAGCACUGAAAAUAAUUAACUUAUAACACUUGACUUUUUGUUUUGAUUGAUUAUUAGCUAUUUGCACUAUUAAGUUUAUUUUAAUUUGAUAAAGUUUACGCACCAUGUUUCUAACCUCCGAAUCUCAGGACAGAAAACGAUGGAAAAGAACUUUUUAUCAUAGACAAUCGACUCAGUCAAUGAUGACAUUGACCGACUUCCUAUCAUUCAACGAAUGUUGCCAACAGAAAUAACUUUGUAAAAUAUUUCUAUUAAUAUAAAUCAAAAUCUCUGCUGCAAAGCUUUGUACAGACUAAAGUAAACAACAAUAACUUCCAAUUAUUAUUGGAAAAUUUAAAUAUAAUAAAUUAACAUAUGUUUCUACUUAUCUAGAAUUUAUGAUCAUGUUCACAAUGAAGAAAAUAUGAUAGAAAAAAGAAGAAAACAGCGGAUCCAUCGACAAUGUAAAGUUCCACGUUCCGAAUGGUCAAAUGACUCAUUCUUCAUUCAAUCCAUUCACCAUCAAUCAACAGAAAAAAAAUAAUCGUCUGUCACGGAGAAUUUAUUUCACAGUAAUAUUAUUUUUGUUGCUAAAUAAUAAUACACUAGUAAAAAAUUUCUUUGUUUCUUUAAUUCGCGUAAUUCAUUCAGUUAUUGCAACCAUGUUCAAUGUUUUUCCAUAGCAGUGAAUUUAACUUUACUCCGUCAUCGUGUAAUUGUCUCAAGUGCUCCGUGUCUUACUUAACUUUUGUGAAAACAUUUCUGUGAAUUGCGAUGUUGUGUAGAUAGUCAAUUGUUGAGUACCGCGUGUGAAAUGUCACAACAUGGAUGCCCAGAGAGACUGUCGAAUAGAUCCAAAGGUUUCCAGGAUGAUGGACCGAGUCAGCCUACGAUGGAGGUUCUUGUGGAAACCCUCACGGGAACCGCGUUUGAAAUGACCGUGCUGCCGACGGACACCAUUUUUGCCAUUAAAUCGAAGAUAUUCAGGGUCGAAGGUAUCCCGGUGUCCCAGCAGCACUUGUUAUACAAUCUCAAAGAGUUGGAGGACUCGUCGUGUCUCCGCGAGCAUGCCAUCGGCGACGGAGCGCGGCUGCGGCUGGUGCUGGGCAUGCGCGGGGGGCCCAUCUCCACGCGCCGCCUGCCGCCGCCGCCAAACACGGAGCCCUGGAGGGACAUUGAACGCCUGCUCGAUACUAAUAGAGAGGACGUGGAGUGGGGCGGCAGUGGGUGCAAGGUGACGGUGCUGGUGUUCCGCGACGGGGAGCGCGUCAACAUGCUGCGCGUCAAGGAGAACCACGACGGGACAUACUCCCCGCUCGAACAACAGAAAUAUUCGAAUUCCCCGACACUGACGCAGCUGCUGGAGCGUGACAUCGGCGACAUCAGUCCCCCGCCGGUGGGCCCCGUCAGCGCCGUCAGCCGGGCCGUCGCGGCCGCCGCGGCGUCGGGCCCGGGCUCGUUGCACGACAACGCCAUCACCAUGGGCAAGAUGCUCGACCUGCGUCGCCGCAUGGAGACACUCUCCGUGCAGAGGGCCGCGCCACGCGCUCGCGCUGACACUCCCGAUAAAGUAGAAAUACAGAAGACUCGUAGCGAAGAAACACUAUCCGUCCCUAGCCUACUGGAGGAGAGCGGCGGCGGGCUGAAGCAGCGCGCGGCGUCGUACGCGCCGUUCAGCGAGGCGGACGACUCGUUCCGCGCCGCCCCCGCCUACACCGCGCGCUGCGCCUGCGCCGCGCCGCGCCCCGCCUUGCUGCCGCCGCUGGCGCCCGCCGCCCCGACCCGUCCCGGGGACGCCGCGCAGCCCGACUACGGAGGCUUGGUGUGCGGGUCGUCUCGGUCGUGGGUGUCGCUGGGCGCGGCGCAGUCUGCCGCGUCGCUGCACGUGCUGUCGUCGUCCACGUCCGAGCUCGAGAAGCUGCGCGGCCCGCGUCUGCUGCCCGCCCUGUCGCGGCAUCGCCCGCGCGAGCAUCUGCAUCUCAGCGAUGAGCGCCUCGACGUCGCGCCCGCGCCCCCGCCGCCGCCGGCGCCGGCGCCCGAGCCGGCCGCGGCCCCGGCAGAGGGCGGCGGGGGCGGGGGCGGGGCGCGGCGUCGCGCGCGGUGCGGGCAGUGCCGGCGGCGGCUGAGCAUCGCGACGGUGCACCGCUGCCGGUGCGGCGGCUGCUACUGCGCGGCGCACCGCUACGCCGAGUCGCACGGCUGCGCCUUCGACUACCGCGCUGCCGCCGCCGCCGCCGCCGCGCCCCGCCGCGACGCGCCGCUACACGCGCCCAAGCUGCCGCGCAUCUAGGCCCGGCCUAGCCUUAAGAUAAAAAUGUUCAAAAAUCCUCCGCCAUGUGUGUGUUUGUUUUCUUUUCUAAUGAAAUCGUCGUGGAAAAAAAUUGCAAAAAAAAUAUAUGUAAUAAAUAAUUGUUCGCUCUAAAAUAUCGGCCCCGGUGACGUCGAGGUGCUUCACUCCGUGCUAGGACACGCGUAUGGUUUCUACCGCCGGGCGCUCGCCGGCCCCGCGCCUCCGGGCGGCGCGACCCUUUGGACGAUCGUUAUAUUUAUUACUGAUGCCGAUCGCCCGCCCCGAGCCGCGCGUCUCCAGUUCCAAAUGUUAAAGUUGAUACAGUACAAAUGAGAAAUAGAAAUUGUAGCAGCAAAUUUAUAUAAAUGUUAAAUAGCUCCAGUACGAGGGUGUACAAACAUUCGCCUGAUAUCCCUUCUCUUGUUGUUAUGCGGGUCCUUUUGGACCCUUGUUACACGUCUUUUGUAAAUACUUUCGUAUCGUAGUACUCGUAGUACAGGAAAGUAUCUGUAUUGUAAACAAAAGACUGCGAUUGUAAAGUGAUGCGAUGUUAUUGUAAUACGCAGGCGACGCUACACUUGUAGUGGAGUUAUACAAGCGUUGUUGUUGUCGUCCGGUGAGCACUCGGCCUAAUUUGUUGUUGUAUAAUACAUUGUAUAACACUAGAUUAAUUAAUGCUUAAAACAUAUUAAUUUUAUAUGAAUAUCAUACUCGCCGGUACGUACUCGGUGUCAGUCGGCUGCGCCGACGAUGUUACUCGUUGCAGGUUAACGUUCAUGGCGACCGUGAUACCUAAAUUAUCCUAAUGUUGUACCAAAUUAACUAAAUGAGUAAUACGUAUCACUAGAACUAAUCCUGAAGCGUAACGCCCCGCAAAUUGGCUGGACGGCGCGCCACGAACGUUUUGCUUGGAACAAAUGUUGCAUGGCCUACUGUAAAUAUUCGGGUUCUAAUAAUUUAGAACUGUAGCUAUAUUGUGUUUAGUGUACUAGUGCAUGCACGAGGUACACACACAUACAUACAUAUAUUGUAAUGUUGACAGAUGAUAUAGUUUUGUACUGUUACUGACUGUGCGGUGCAACUCGUCAGUCCACUUAUUAAUCAUUAUUGUCGGCUGGGUUUGCCAAUUUUUCGUAUUUGAUUGUAUAAUUUAAGUUUAUAGUUAAUGUUUAUUUGGGAGAAAUAAUUUUGGCUGAUUUCGAUAAUAAAUAUUUAUAACGCGAAAGCGUCAAACAAUUUAUUUACAUUUUUCACACUUAAUAUUAAUUAAUAACAAUAUAAAACUAUUAUUUGGAAUAAUAAAAUCUAUUUAAGUACUAAAAUAUUUUGACUUGACAAGUCCCGGGUAGGGAAACACCUAGUAACAAAUGAAUUAGCUUAUAAAAUUGAGCAUUACAUUGAGUUACAAUAACAUUAAGUAAAUAAUAGGCAGUUAUACAAUGUUGAUUAAAACUAUCCAAGUCUUAUAGACAACAGUAAAGAGUACACAUUAAUUGAUAAUACAAAUUGAAGUGAACCAUAUUCAAACAAUACUGUAGUCUUUUAGAAAAGUUUGACACAUUGAAAUACCACAAGAUUACAUUGAAUGAAUAUAAGUACUUUGUAUUUGACUGUAGGACACCAGUGACAAACAUUACAAAGUUUCACGCUAUAUAUUUAGUAACUAUGUAGAUUAGGAACAAUAUUAUAUUGUCCGUUUCAAACCUGCGACUAGGAGUAAUGACUUCGCUCUGUGACACUUGUUAAUACGUAAGUAUUACAUUUGAAAACCUUAACUACGGCCACAAAAUAUCUUCUCUUUAUUUUAUUUAUAACUUUACACACCUUCUGCAAGUAAACGUUGGCUGUAUCAUAGUACUUGGUCAUCAGUUUCUCUCAGAAAACAUUCGAAAAUUUCAACAAAAUUGUCAAUACCUUCUCUGAAAUUCUCAUCGAUUUGCUUUUCUUCAUCACCAUUGAAGAAGGCGUGCGCAAAGUCAAUGAUCUUGACGGUGCCCCACGGGUUGGGAGUAGGCGAGUCGUAGGACAAUUGGUCCAACAUGGCUCUGUAGUUCAUCUUGAUCUUAGAGAGUUUGUUCUCAUAGUUGUGUUCGAAGGAGUGGUUGUGGUUGAAACUGGCGAGGGCUUCAGACCACGGCGACUUGAUAGGCGGUGGGGGUGAGAAGCUAGAGUGGGACAUAGGGGAGAGCGGGACGGAUUGUAGUUUCUUAUACACGGGACCUUUCGAGGAGAUCUGGCCGCUGAAGUUGGAGCCCGAGCCCACGCUGUGCAGGGAGUGUCGCCGCCGGGGCACGGACGCUGGGCGACAACCUACGCGAGCUCUGGAAGGUAAAUGGGUAAUAAUAAAUAUAG
Molecule: messenger RNA, 4736 nt
Organism: Spodoptera exigua (beet armyworm)
Lineage: Eukaryota; Metazoa; Arthropoda; Insecta; Lepidoptera; Noctuidae
Source: the annotation of a GenBank genome assembly